This is a messenger RNA of Astyanax mexicanus (Mexican tetra), 10865 nucleotides long. RefSeq names its product YEATS domain containing 2 (gene yeats2). Gene Ontology annotation, cellular component: NuA4 histone acetyltransferase complex. The transcript is spliced from 30 exons. Bases 301 to 4419 code for a protein of 1372 amino acids. Gene Ontology annotation, molecular function: histone binding. Lineage: Eukaryota; Metazoa; Chordata; Actinopteri; Characiformes; Acestrorhamphidae. The record is from RefSeq and is a predicted model, not a curated record. Gene Ontology annotation, biological process: regulation of transcription by RNA polymerase II; chromatin remodeling.
UGUGGAGUUAGCAUAGGGGGCUGAUAUCUGCUGUUAGCCUGGGAAGCACCUACCGUCAAUACAACACAAAUUACUAACAAUAAAUACUGUCUCCCGUCUCUCACCGUCUCCUGUGGGGCCAGAGUUUAGAGAAAUAUAAUCUCGGGAGAAUUUUACACGCAGUAUGAGCUUCCUCUGUGCUUUACUGAGCUGACUGCCAGUCUAACUUUAUAACCUAACUAAGCGCUUUAAGCUCUCGGUCCAGCUCCUCUCUCUCUCUCUGUGUCUCUGUGGUCUGACAGUUCUUUUAGAUGAGCAGACAUGUCUGGAGUUAAAAGGAAAAUCGAGGAUAAGGACCCUGACUAUGAGGACAUCACACAAGUGCAGCAUAAUAAGAGAAGCAAAGUUGUUGAACAAAGUGCUCGCGAUGCCACUGUACAGAAGAUCGAAGCCAUCAUCCGAGACCAGUUUUCACUGGAAAUGAAGAACAAAGAGCAUGAAAUUGAGGUCAUCGGUCAGCGUCUGAAUGAGGCACGGAGGAUGAUGGACAAGCUGAGAGCCUGCAUCGUAGCCAGCUACUAUUCCAGUGCUGGCGUUCCAAAGGUUUCUGAGCCAUCAAAGAGCGAUUCGUCAGUGCUGAAUCACCCUGCCAUCAAGCGCUUCCUGGAGUCGCCGUCGCGCUCCUCGUCUCCUCUGAACCAGGGCUCAGAGGGAACCUCUCUGAGUCACUCAGAGUCUGAGUCUCUGAGUCAGCACGGAGAGACAGCAGAUUCAGCAGAGAGGGACACCCAGAGCUGGAGAGGGGAGGAGUCUGUUCGUCAGGAGCGCAGGCCUGGCCGAAACACAGGCAAGGACACAUUUGGGGUGCCAUCAUCAGUAGAUCAGCACAUCACGUAUCACACCACAGGAGAUGAGGCGUCACGACUCUACGUGAAGAAAACCAUUGUUGUGGGCAACGUUUCAAAAUAUAUACCUCCUGAUAAGCGAGAGGAGAAUGAUCAGUCCACUCAUAAGUGGAUGGUGUACGUUCGAGGCUCAAGGAAAGAACCCAGCAUUGAUCACUUUGUGAAGAAAGUGUGGUUUUUCCUUCACCCCAGUUACAAACCCAAUGACCUGGUGGAGGUCAGUGAGCCCCCAUUUCACCUAACGCGGCGGGGCUGGGGUGAGUUUCCGGUGCGUGUGCAAAUCCACUUUAAAGACCAGCGGAACAAACGUAUCGACAUCAUCCAUCAUCUGAAGCUGGACAGAACGUAUACGGGCCUACAGACGCUCGGAGCAGAAACGGUGGUGGACGUUGAGCUUCUCAGAAACUCUCUGGGCGACGACUUCAUCCCUUUUCCUUCUUCCUCCUCCUCCUCCUCUCCUUCCUCCUCUCACCUGGCAAGUGUUGCUGCCUCUGGCCUGUCACUGGCUGGACACACUGCAGGCCAAAACUCACGGCGUGCUGUUUCACCCUCUCAGCUGUCACCUGACUCCAGCUCUGAGAAAGGACUGAUUCUGAAGAGCGAGUUGGCGCGGUCGUCAUGCUCCGAGCGAGGAGGGUCACAGUCCAAAGGGGUGGAGAGAAUCGCCCUUGGCUCCCACAGCAACUCUGCAUUUCAGCCAAUCACGGCGAGCUGCAAAAUCAUGCCUCAGCCUCAGGUACCCAGUCCUGCGGAGUCACCUGGUAAAUCGUUCCAGCCAAUCACCAUGAGCUGCAAGAUCGUGUCUGGAAGUCCUUCAGCCAAACAGAGUGCUUCAGCCCAGGGUGCCAGAUCCCCUGCUCCCAAAGUCUCCGCUAGCGGCUUCCUCUCAUCCGGAGUCAAGGUCAUCAUUAAGCAGGAGCCAGGGGAAGUGACGACGCAACCAUCACAACAUCAACAACAGACAGCAUCCAUCGGGACGACACAGCAGCAUCAAUAUGUGACUGUGAAGGGCGGUCACAUGAUUGCUAUGUCACCACAAAAGAGUGGGUCAGGAGGUGGAGCCACAUCCAGCAAGAUGCUGGGGAUUCCUGUCAGUCCUGCUCUUCAGUCUGCAGUUAAACAGGUGGCCAUAAGCAGCGGCCAGAUCCUGGUUGCCAAGUCCAGCCCGGUUGUCUCUAAAGUGAUGGGCCAGAAGCAGGUUGUGGCUCAAGGUGUUGCUAAGGCACUUGUUUCGGGAGGCGGAGCUGGUGUUGCAGGAAGUGCAGGACAGCAGGUGCAUAAUGUUACCAAGGCCUCAGGAUCAGGAGUUGGAGGCAAGAGUGGAGUGAUGGCGACGCUGCAGCUGCCGGUGAACAACUUGGCUAACCUGGCCAACCUGCCUCCAGGCACCAAGCUGUACCUGACCACGAACAGCAAGAACCCCUCCGGCAAGGGCAAACUGCUGCUCAUCCCACAGGGAGCCAUCCUGAGAGCCUCAAAUAGCGCAGGUCAUCAGUCUCAGAGUUCUUCUGGUUCUGCUCAGUCCUCCAGCAGUGGUGGUUCUGGAUCCAGCACCAGCCUCUCCUGUACCUCCUACAUACUCAAACAGACCCCGCAGGGCACGUUUCUGGUUGGCCAGCCAGGGGGCUCCGGGAAACAGGGCGGGGCCGGAUCCUCUGGUCAUGUUGUGUCAAACCCUGCCUCCGUUACGCAACAGGCGAUUCGGGUCACAGCAGGGCAGAAAGCUGCUAUACUGGCUCAGGUGGUAGGCGGGUCUCAGGGUUCUCAAGUAAAACUAUCAGAUGGUUCUGUGAAAACAGUCACAGCGGCCACACACUUGUCAAAAACGGGCACUACCACUCUCAGAAUGACCGGGGGGAUCAUCACAGCCACCAGCACUACUCAGAGUGCACCUGCUGCUGCUUCUGCCUCUGCUGCCGCUGCUGCUGCCUCCUCCUCCUCUUCACAACAGCCUGCAGAGGGAGCCGGUCUGCCCACAACACCGUCAGUUUCAGGGGCGAAAGCCGCAACGCAGCACCCUGUGUUGGUGGCAGCCAAUCAGGCUGCAGUAAUCAACGCCGCCAAGAGUGCAAGCUCAGCUGCUAACAUAGCAAAAAGCUCUGGCAAUUUGGUAACAGUCGGCAAAACCGUUAACAUGCCGCUCCUUAGUCUGUCGAAAGGCUCGGGGACGGCAGUUGUUGGCGUGCCUAAAAGCGCCAGUCCAUCAAUGGUCACCACAGCAUCACUUGUGGGAGGAGCUACAGUCAGUGGAAAAGCAGCUGCUGCAAUAUCUGGGAUGUUGAAGCUGCACUCAGGUCAGUCCAGCUCCCAACAGACGGUACUGACGAUUCCAGCCAACCAACUCAAGCAGCUCAGCAUCAGUGGAUCCUCCUCAGGACUACAGACCAUCCUCAUGCCCGUGGGGAAAGUUGUGCAGUCUGGCUCAAAAGCUGCAUCCAGUGCUCAGAGUGGAGCUGCUCCUUCUACCUCUACACCUCUGGCUCAAGUUAAGACUGAGCCUGGAGUGAUCAGCUCCUCCUGCUCUACCCCAGUGACCCCCACGUCCACCCCAGUAUCCACAGCAACUACACCCCUACCUACAGCCACAGCAACUCCAGCUACUGUUAAAGUGGAGCAAGGCACCGAGACCACAACAGCUGAGCUCAUUAACACUGAGCAUAUUGAAACCAUGCUGCAGCUCCUGACGGCUGCGGUGAAGAAGUUUCCUUUGAUCAUCCGAGAGAAAAGGUUGUGUGUGUUGCCAGCUGAGGAUUCCCAUCCGUUCUGUGCGACCUCUGUGGAGCAGUAUUAUUCCUGGAACAUUGGAAAACGGAGGGCUGCUGAGCUCCAGCGGGCCGUAGCGGUGAAGCGUCUGGUUCAGGAUGUUUUGGACCGGAACCCCCGGCUGCAGGCCCUCAGCCCCCCCAAAACCAGAGAGGUGGUGCAGUGGUGCCGCCUGCGGGGGUACACCCCCCCUGACCCAGAACCCCAGCGCACAGAGGAGGACUCCUUAGAGGACAUACUCACACAGAUAGACAGCGAGCCAGAGUGUCCCUCAACUGUGACGGACAGUGGAGAACUGUGUCAGCGUCUGGAGCAGCUGCAGAGAAUUUUGAAGACGGAACCAGAGGAAGACAGUGAUGAACCUCUGGAUAUUGUCACUGUUAAAGAAGUUAACAGCUCAAGGAUAAAGGUCAAACAGGAGCAGGAGGAGCCGGAGCAGGAGCCCAAAUUCUUUAUGGGAUCAUGUCCCUCUUCACAGUUCAUCAGAGACACGGCCGGGCAGAUUGGUGUGAGUCUGCAGCCUGUAGAAGUGGAGAAGAACGUCUUUGCUGCUGUGGUGGAAGCCAUGAUUCUCAAGGCCACAGAGCAGUUUGCCAGUGAGAUCUUGAGAGAGUCGCUUGCCAGCGCCUAUGGGAAGUCACCUCAGAACAGAGCUCCGAGAGAGAUCUCAGCCAUGAACGUGCACCAAGCUAUCAGCUCCAUCCCCACCUGCGACUUCCUCACCAACAGGUACAUGGGAGUCCUGCUGAAGGAUCGCAGCCAUACAGACUGAGUGCAAAAGAGGAUUAUUUUGGCAACAAAGCUGCUGCAGGAAACACUACACACAGACGGGACUGGUGUGCUGAUUCUAGCUAUUCACCAUUGCGUAACUGCACAGAGUGUGUACUGAAGCUGACCAAUCAGAGACCAGUUUAAACCACAGCAUACCAACCAGAGCCCAUCUAUGCCAACAGCGGUAUGAAUGGAGAUGAUGGGCAAACAGAGCCUGGAGUAACACUAUGAUGUUCUUAACUCAACACCUGACAUCAGAAUAAGAUCUGUAAGCUUUGUGGUGUCAGACAUUCAGAUUAUUGUGUGUGAACCUCUCUGAAACAUCUUUUUCUGUGGCCUUAAUUUUUUGUCUUUCUACAUUAUGACAUCAUAAGGAAUUAGGACCUCAGAAUAUUUGAUAAUUAAGAAAAUUAAGACAUCUAAAAUCUAAUCUAAUUACAGUCCAAUGCUUUAUUAUCCAUUAUUUUUUUUUCCUUUACUUUUGAGGCAUUGUAAGGCUUGUUCUCAUGCAGCAGGUAAAAAAACAAUCGAAAUGGCCCAGAUCCAAUUUUAUCACUAAAUCUGAUGUUAAUUUAGGCUAGUCAGACUUUUUAACGGGAGUCAACAUUUUGUCUGAACAGUUCACACUCCUAAAAUGAUGCACAUGCACAAAAGUGCAAUGCUUCACAUUAAGUUUCGCUUUAAUUUUUUCCAGUAUCACAGAAUUCAAUAUAGAAUUAAUGAGAAACAGAGAAUGUGUUUUAGGUAACCGUAAAAAAACACAUUUUUGGUUUCUUUAGAAGUCUUUAGUAAUAUUUUUAUUUUCCUCUGUUGAAUUUGGCCAUUUUUUCGGAAACACUGAGUUUCGAUGUAAGCCUUCUAAUUUAACCCUUUCAGACCUGAAUUAUGUUCCAGUGAUAAAUUUAAGAAUGCUGUUUUCUGUCUGCAAUUUACACAAAUGAAGACUCUAAUACUCCAAAGAGAAAAUAAAAAUGAACUAAACUAAAAUUAUUAAUUGUCUGUGUUAAACAUUUUUAUUUUAGAUUUUAUUUUGACCUUUUUACUUCACAAAUCUUCCAUAAACAGUAACAUUAACAUGAUAAAAGUGUUCUAAAUCACAUAAAAUUAGUAGUGUUGUUGGCUCUAGUGCUGCCAUGCCAUAAUGUCUAAGUUGCUGUUUUUCUUCUGAUGCAGUGGGCGGGGCUAAGCUACAGUCAAUUUUACAUGGGCUUGUUUAGUGUUCUAUUCUGUUGGUCAAUAGGCUUUAAUUGGUGUUAUUUGCAAUAAAACGAGAAAAGAAAAAAAAUAGAUAAAACACAUGGACACAGGGUCUGAAAGGGUUAAUGGAACAAAGACAUCAAUCAAAAUUUUUUAGAUCUCUUACCUCCCUUUUCAACCACUGAAAUCCUUACUUACUGCUGUCGUCCAUUUUCUCUUCUUCUUCUUUAUGCCCUUUUUCUCCCUCUUCUUAACAAUAGAAGUCGCAUAAUUUCUGAUCUGGUCGUUCAGACUUAGUCUGAAGUCAGUUUUUUAACAUUCUGUGUCUUAUAUGAUGACACAGUUUAGAUUUGGCCACUUUUACCUGCUGUUUAAACACAGUUUUUCUAUAAUAGAAACUAGAACAGUGGUCAAACACACAGGUUAUGGAUAUGUUACUGCUGUCACUGGUCUUAAUCUGUAUGGUGUUGGGAGAAAAGCCUGGAACAUACUAAUCCAAUAGUCUUCUGUAUCUGUGCUCUAUGUUUGGAAUUUACUAAAUUGCUCUGCCUCAUUCACUUUAGUGUAUUUGGCUUCUUAGUUACUUUACUGAAUAUUCUAAAGCCAUCCACCAGCUAUAGUGUCCCACAGAUAUUGUAAUUAAUUCAGUACAAAUAGAUAAAGUUACCAAAAGCUGGUUCUGAUCUGGCCUACUUAUGUAAGAACUUGCAGAUACACCAAACAGAUCAGCCAUGCCUUUAACACCACCUACUUGUUUAUAGACACAAUUUUAUCAGCUCCAUUGUUCAUACAGGACAUCUUGUCAAUUAACAUCCAAAAUUGUUAUGAUCGAACUGGCUCUCAUCAGGUCUGCCCUAGCAAAGGAAGACUAUAAGUAACAUCUGUUGCACAGAAUAAGUUACCAGCCUCAGAAACCACAUGUUAAAGCAGUUAAGAGCCCUCCAAAAAACUGAUUACAUGAUUCCUUAUAUGUUCCUUUAUAGUCUGAAUGACUUCUGAAUUACUGUAUUUUACUGCACUAUAAAGCGCACUGGAUAAUAAGGCGCAUUGUCAAUAAACGUCUAUUUUCUGCUCUAUUUUCAUACAUAAGGCGUACCAGAUUAUAAGGCGACUUAUGUAACACUAGUAAGGAAACAGGGGUGUCACCAUGUUUUCCUUCUACUUCAGCAGAUCUCACCACUGGGUAGUGGUGGGGGUGGGCAACUAAAUAAAGCUAAGAUAAAGUAAUAAAACUAUUAUUUAAAAAAAAAGUUCAAACGACUGCUGGAUGUUAAUCUACACAGAUUUCUCUCCUGAAAAGUUUAGUUUAUUUGGAUGAAUAAAGAGCUUCUGUUUAUUUACAGUAAGCUGAUUAUUGCAUGUCUCCAGCACUAAGGUUGGAGCAUUAGCGGCUUACCACUAGCACUUAGUGCAGGUAGCCAGUAACGCUAAUACUGCUACAGCAGUGCUAGCCGGGUUUAGCAGCAGGCCGAUAAUACUCACCUCUGAACCUUAAAAGAGCUAUCACUUAGCACGCUUAGCGGCUAAUGCUAACGCUGCUCCAGCAGUGCUACAGGCUGAAAAUUCUCACCUCUGAACAGCAGAAGAGCUUUAAAAACUCCAGCAGCACUGCUGUGUCUGAUUAAUUUACUCAUACCAACACAACAAACUGAAUAAAUGACCCACCACCCAAAUAACAGUUCAUAAUAAUACAUUAUUCAGAGAAAUAAAAGAGCUACAAUCUCUAAUUAUUAACUACCUAGUGUCCUGUAUGGUAAGUGGAGCUGAAAAAAGGUGAGAUUAUAGUGAAUGUAGAAAUACUUACACAUACUUAACACAGGUGGUGUUAAUGAUAUGGCUGAUUGUUGUACACAAAAUAUAUCCAUCAAUAUCCUUCUUAGUGGGUUGCCUUGAAAAAAAAUACCUAUUAUAGAUUUUGCGUCAAUAUUUGGACUUUUUUUUAUACAUUUUACCUUGGAGCUUAAAAGUUUUGAAGUGAUCAAAUGCAAAAACAGUUGCACACAUCAUACUGGAGGAGCUUUUGUGAGAUUUUUGAAGAUGAUGUUACGUCAGUAACGUUUGUUAAAACGUUUGUUUUGCUGUGAAGAAAUCAAAAGAUGGCCAGUGUUUAAUGUAAACUCUACUACAAGUCUUAAUAUUCAUUUCAUUUUAUAUGUUUAUAUGUUGCUGUGUUCAGAAAGAAGCUUUUCUCACACUGUAAUCUUGGUGCACCUCUGUGCUGCACAGUUCAUCGUUUUCCCUGCACUAACACGUCUCAGGCCGGGUUCACGUUACACGAUUUUAAGCUCGAUUUUCAAACUGUCCACUUUUUUUUUGUUGUUGCAAUUUUCAAAAAAAAAAAAAAAAAAAAAACAAGAGCUGAAAGAUGCAAUGGGUGUGAUCGCCAAUGCCUUGCAAUAUAUCUGUUCCCUUUUUUAAUCAAUUUAUAUAUCUAUUAAUGUGUAAACUAAACUACAACCAAAACAAAUUGUAAUACAACACAUUGUGUUGUGUAGUCAAAAACUGGUCCAUAUAUUAAACCUGCUAGAUUGCUAGAUCAUUUGUCAAGGGCUUUCAAGACAUUGACAAUUGCUUGGAUCGCAUUGUUUGGUCUGUCACACCCAGAAUUAGAGUCAGCCAGUAUGUAGGAAUAUACGUUCCAGUAAAUUUAGCAAUUUCAGAAAUUAAUUAAAAUAAACCACACCUCAGAUCAACACAUCCACGACUAAGUUAGCACACUUUAACACACCAAACAAACUGUAGCUGCUAGUUAUACAAGGCUGUGUAGUCAUCGAAAAAUUGACAGUCUUAAGGAGCUCCUACUUUUUUUGGUCCAGACCAAAAGUUUGACAUCUCUGUCAUUAGUCCAGAGUCACCGACUGAUGCAUAUAUAUUAAACCUGCUAGAUUGCUGGAUUAUUUUCUAAGGGCUUGCAAGACAUUGGCAAUCGCUUGAAUCACAUUGUUUAGUCUGUCACAACCAGAGUUGGAGUCAGCCAUUAUGUAGAAAUAUACGUUAUAUUAAAUUCAACAAUUUCAAAUUCACACCUCAAAUCAGCGCUUUUGCUACUAAGUUAGCUAACUUUUAACACACCAAACAAACUGCAGCUGCUAGUUAUAAAAGGCUGAAAAAAGCCACAGUCUUCUUUCACAGGGGAUCCUACCUUGUUUGGUCCAAACCAAAAUUCUCUGGCAUUAGAUUCAAAGACUAGUCCAGAUAUUAAACCUGCUAGAUUGCUAGAUCAUUUGCUUGCAAGACAUUAGCAGUCACUUGGAUUACAUAGUUUAGUUUGUCAUACUCAAAUUUGGAGUCAGCCAGUAUAUAGGAAUAUGUUAGCACACUUCAACUCACCAAACAAACUGUAGCUGAUAGUUAUACAAAGCUGUGUAGCCAUCGAGAGAAGCCACAGUCUAAGGGUGCUCCUACCUUGUCUGGUCUAAACCAAAAAUUGGACAACUCUGUCACAAGUUCAGAGUCACUGACUGGUCCAUAUAAUAAACCUGCUAGAUUACUAGAUCGUUUUAAGGGCUUUUAAGGCAUUAGCAGUCGCUUGGAUUACAUUGUUUAGUCAUUCACAUGUAGUAUUGGAGUCAGCCAGUAUGUAGGUGUAUACGUUAUGUAAACUUAACAAUUUCAGAAAUUUAUUAAAAUAAAUCUGCACCUCAAUUCAACAUUCCCGUUAAGUUAGCAAACUUUUGACACACCUGUAGCUGCUAGUUUUACAAGGCUGUGUAGUCAUCGAAAGAAGCCACAGUCUUAGGAUGCUCAAGCCUUGUUCGGUCCAAACUAAAAAUUGGACAACUCUGGCAUUAGUCCAGGGUCACCAACUGGUCCAUAUAUUAAACCUGAUCGAUUGCUAGAUUAUUUUUCAAGGGCUUGCAAGACCAUUGGCAAUCGCUUGGAUCGAAUUGUUUAGUCUGUGUUCUUAAGCUUUUGUUGGCAGUUUGUCUCAGAAAGAUGACAACAUGAAAAUCAGGCAAAAAAAAAAUCGGUUGUUGUGAACCUGGCCUCAGUUACCAAGCCAUAUAAUAAUAAUAUAUAAUCUGAAUCAGGUAUGUUUUAGCAGAAACGGCUCAAAACCAUGCAGUGCUCGGCCUCCUAGCACUAUUAGACCCUAUUCCCACCUGGAAGUAACAUCUAGGACCUAGUUGAUCCCAUCAUAAGUGAGCAGCAGAAUGUGUAGAUGUGAACUCUGAACCACAUUUGGAGGAGGUCAGUGACGUACAGCUCUGGGGAAAAAAAGAGACCACUGAAAAAUUAAGAGUUCCUUUGAUUUGACCAAAAUUAAAAAAAAAAAAACUCUGGAAUAUUAUGAAGUGAAAGAUGGAUGAUCACAAGCCAUCAAACCAACAAGCUGAACUGCUUGAAUUUCUUUAGCACCAAGAGUGGCAUAAAGUUAUCCAAAAGCAGUGUGUAAGACUGGUGGAGGAGAACAUGAUGCCAAGAUGCAUGAAAACUGUGAUUAAAAACCAGGGUUAUUCCACCAAAUAUUGAUUUCUGAACUUUUAAAACUUUAUAAAUCUGAAUUUAUUUUCUUUGCAUUAUUGCAGCAGAACUGAUGUGAGAAAUUCGAUCUCAAGCGCUCUCAGGAGAUGCAAUUAAAAUGCCAGUUGUGAACAACUAUGCUUUUUGCAAUCAUCAUUUCUGAUUGGUUCCCAUAGGUCACAUGUUAAUCCCAGGUGUAAACAGGGUCUAACUCAGUUAUAGAUAUACAAUUAUGAAGGAAGGAAAGAAUCUGGGGUGGUAAAAAAUGCUUUGUUGACAUAGAAUCAAUGCUAUCACGCUAACAGAGGCUAGCGUCCACUGUUUGUCGUCACUGUAUUUGACUGAGCAGUUGUUUUUUUUUUUUUUUUUUUUUAAGUUGUUGAUCGGCUUUUGAUCAUCGUAUAAAAUCCUGUUGUACGUUGUAUUUUAAUUGUAUGUCGAGUUUUGUUGGCUACUUAGAGUAAGCAACCAGCAACACAUUUAUUCAGUGUGUGUUAGUGUGUUGGAAUGUUUGUAAAGGUGUGUAUGUAAUUAUUUUGAGUGUGUAUGUGAGAAUUUUUUCGUGUGCAAGGUUAAUUUGCUGCUUGGCAGUCAAGUCGAGUUGCGCAUGUGUGUGUAUGUGUAUGUAUGUAUGAGCAAACGUAACUAAACUGUCAUUAUGCGUUCAAAACAAAAUGUAACGUAUUGUAGACUGUUCCUGACUAUUGUAUUUUUCCUUUGUUUAAAGUGUACCUAAAAAUGAUGCCUAUUCUUGUAUUAAAAUGGUAGUUUUGCCACUGAAAUUUG